Manacus vitellinus (golden-collared manakin) is the source of this 1084-nucleotide messenger RNA. It is a transcript of the gene PAM16, whose product is annotated as presequence translocase associated motor 16. The record is from RefSeq and is a predicted model, not a curated record. Bases 32 to 451 code for a protein of 139 amino acids. Gene Ontology annotation, cellular component: TIM23 mitochondrial import inner membrane translocase complex. The transcript is spliced from 4 exons. Gene Ontology annotation, biological process: protein import into mitochondrial matrix. NCBI's taxonomy places the organism in Eukaryota, Metazoa, Chordata, Aves, Passeriformes, Pipridae.
AGAGGUGACAGGGUGAAGGACCUGUGUGGGGAUGGGGCUCCGUGGUGGCUGUGACAGCAGGGUGUCCCCGCAGGCCAAGUACCUGGCACAGAUCAUCCUGGUGGGGGCCCAGGUGGUGGGACGGGCCUUCAUGCGGGCGCUGCGCCAGGAGUUCGCAGCGAGCCGGGCAGCAGCCGAUGCACGAGGACGCUCCGAGAGGCCCCAGUCUGCUGCUGCCUCCAGGAUCAUUGGCAUCAGCCUCCAGGAAGCUCAACAGAUCCUCAACGUCUCCAGCCUCAACCCUGAGGAGAUCCAGAAGAACUACGACCACUUGUUCAAGGUGAACGACAAGUCUGUGGGAGGCUCCUUCUACCUGCAGUCCAAGGUGGUGAGAGCCAAGGAGCGGCUGGACGAGGAGCUCCGCAUCCAGGCCAAGGGCGACAAGGAGAAGGAGCGGAAAGCUGAGACGUGACUCCUGCCACCCCUGGACCCUGCGUCCCUCUCACCCUUAACUUAUAGGUGGCCAAUAAACACCGUGUCCUCCAGCACCUGGCCUGGCUGCUCCGUGCCUGGGGAGGGAGCAGGGACUUGCCCACUGCUGCCCCCGAGGGAUCAGCCCCUGCCCUGGGGACAAGGAGGGGGGAGGCAGCUGGGGAAGAAGGGGUGUCCUCAGGGUAUCAAGGGCUGCCAGGGCUCAAAUGGCACUGGAGGAGGCUCUGGGAGCUAUUUUUGGGCGGGGUUGGAUGCUCUUGGACUGAGUACACGGAUACCUCUGGCUCCAUACCCCAGGGGUGCUGUGCCAUUACCCUUCUCCCACCGUGGAUGACUGCUGGGUUGAGGGGGACACACACGCUGUGGCUGUCCCCUCCUGCAGCUCAUCCUGCUGCAGGGCUUCACUGGUGCCAAGGCUCCCUGAGCAGGAGUGUGGGGACACAGCCAGGGGUCAGUCACAGCCAGCUGUUCCCCCCCCCAGGUCACACCCACCCUCUCCAGCACUCCUCUGCCCCCAGCAUGGGCUCCUCACUGCUGUCACCACAGCCGCGGCAUUGAAACAGGAACUUACUUCAACUUUAUUGUUUUCUUAAUAAACUUCCUCUCCCCUGGA